Mesorhabditis belari is the source of this 2334-nucleotide messenger RNA. The record is from the annotation of a GenBank genome assembly. NCBI's taxonomy places the organism in Eukaryota, Metazoa, Nematoda, Chromadorea, Rhabditida, Rhabditidae.
AUGGCGAGAAUUGAUGAAGCUGAUGAAAUGGGGAAAGAUGAAAUUUGCAUGGAAAAUCCGAUUUUUUCAAUUAAUGACGAUGAUGAUCCAAAUCCGAUCGUUCAUUUAACAGAUCGACCGAAUAAUAUUCAGCAAUUAUCGAAGAUUGACGAGACUGAGGAACGAGUGGAAAAUCUUGAUACUCAUCAAAUGUCCACAUUUGGUCAUCAGGGGACACCGAUUGACUUUGAGCGUUUGAGAGAGAUCGAUUUCGAGGGAAAUCUGAGAUUGGGUGAAGCGUUGGAGGGAAUCGAUGACGAGAGUGAUGAGAUGGAAAAAGUCGAAGAAAAAACCCGUCCCAACACGAUUCGACGCUUUUUUUCCCAAAGUGGACCUUUUAAACCAAAAGCCAACCGUUUAUCAAGUCGGCAGAUUGAGGAAAGAGAUUUGGAGAAAACGAGGAAAAAACUCACAAAGAGUUGGGUCAAUUCUUCGAUUUUUCGUAAGCACACUGACGAGGAGGAGUCUGUUGAAGCCGCCAAUUUAUCGAUGGACCCACCCCCGCGCUUCAAGGAUCUCGAGAAUGAGGAAAAUCCGGGCUUACGCGCGGCGAACUCGGAACAAGCGUCUUCUCAGCUAGAGGAACCCCCAUGGGAUCACUCGCCCAGUGAAACCCGGUGGAUCAACAAUAAGGAAGCUAAAUCCUCAAUGAUGACAGCACUCACCGCUUUUUAUUGCCUAUUUAUCACGAUUUUCGCUCUCGUUCUCGAGCUAUCACAUUUGCUAUCGGGUGAUGAGGAGAGAAAGAUGAAUCCGAAAGAUUGGAUCUUUGGCUUGUACAUGUACGGUUGUGGGAUCAUCUUCUUUAUUUAUAUGUAUUCCGUGCUUUUAUUGAAUCCUCGAUGGUUUUCCUCGAUUGGUGGGAUAAAGCGUUUGUUUGGGUUGAAGAAGACAGCUGACAGUGGCGAGUCUUCUUCCACAUCAUCAGCAAAUUCGGAAGCGGCCACAAUUCGAAUGGUCUCUCACACAUCACCCUCAGCUGGGAGUCUCUUUUUGAGGCUCGGUUGUGUAGCUUUCGGUGUGAUCGGGCUUGUGUUCAACUCGUUCCUCGUCUUCCUUUGCCUCUCCUCCGAUUCUUCAUGCUCUCGUUUGCAAGCUUCGUUGGAUAUUUGUGCAAUUAUUUUCAUCUUUAUUCAAAUGCAUUUCAUCUUUUGCAAUUCGAAGCUAUCAAUUUCUGGAUCUCAUACAAUUGCUAGACUUGGCACAAUGCAUCUUAUUGCUGCUAAUCUCUGGACUUGGGUACGGUAUAUAUUGAUGGAAGAGGGAGUGAUGGAAAAAGAAAUACGCGAAACCUUUAAAAACAAGAAACUUGGGAACAAGACGAGCUCAGCCGAAGAAGAGGAACAUCACGGGAAGCCAGGGAAAAUCCUUUUGAACACUUUAAUCGCGAAUUAUGAUACGGACAAAUGUCGGGCAGCUGAAUGUAUUUUAGGAAAGAUCUGGGAAAACGGUUCACUCUCUGAGGUGAUGUACACAGCGAUUGUCGAGUACUCGUUGAUUGGCGCGGCUGUGAUGUUCAUUGUUUGGCGUAACAUUGGUCGCCAUUACAACUCAUCCGGUCAAUAUGUGAAGAGAAAACAUCAAAUUCGAGUCGAUUGCAGUAAAACGACGACAGGCCUUUUCCUCGGUUUGGCUUUCCUGGCCACUUCAUUCACUUCAAUGGUCGUUUACUAUGGUCUUUCAUCAAUGAAUGAAAAGAAAAAAGCUGCUUAUGUCUAUGCAAUCACCGACAUUAUCCAAUACAUCUUUUCAUCGAUCGGUUGCGGGAUUGCGAUCUAUCAGAUGCGAAAAUUGCAAUACUACAGUAAUGUCGAGAAAGAAAGUAACAAAAGUGACAAAGCGCAUACGGAGCUACUGGAUCAAAUCCUGUUAAGUCUUGGCCUUGUCGGGGAGUUGAUCUACUCAGUGGCUGGUCUAGUCGGGUUAACAGGUGAUCGUCAUUGGGUCGCUUUGGCUUUUGUUUUGCUUGUCGUUCACAUUUGUCGAAUAUUACAGGUCGGCUUGCAAACGUUUCUUUUGUAUAUGGCUGGUCGGGUACGAGUUUCUGGAGCCGAUCGGGUUUCUCAACCCGGUAAACAAGCCGUCACUUUUCUCCUUGUCGCCAAUUUGGCUUUAUUCUUGAUGAAUCUUUUCGAAUCGGAGAAAGCCGGUGUUUCAGAUAUUAUCACUGAUUUUUACGGAAAACGAUCAUGGGUUUUCUUGGUUCGAAGCUUCUCACCGCUAACAAUUUUCUACCGUUUUCAUAGCUCCGUUUGUCUAGCAGAGAUCUGGAAAAAUGUGUAUGCGAGGAAAGAU